CUGUGGUGGGGGCUUGGCGCAACGACGCCACUUGUGUCUGCGCCACACUUCAGGAGUUCUUCGUGCGCCUCCCUCGCGGGCGCACACCUACGUGUACAGUUUGGCCUUUCAAGGCACAGAAAGUGUGAAAACUGUGGUGUUUUGACUCAGCAACAGCGUCUUAGUCGUCGUAUGGCACUCUGGAAUGCCAUCUGCUAAUCAAGACAGGCUUCUUGCCCCACACGUUGACUGAGUUAUCUCAUGCCUUUGCGGAGGUUCCGGUGAAAGUGUCGUGUUCUGGUGUGACAGUGCGAAGACAAAAAAAGAGGAGUGCUGACCGCCAAACCAGUGGUGCGAAGAAAUUAGCGGCAUUCCGUGACAGUUGCGGUCGUCAGAAUAACGGAGAAAAAAUAUUUCUUGAAACAGUACGGUAAAGUCACCAAAGACCACAGUGGAUUUGUGAAAAAAAAAAACGUUAAUGGUGUUUUUCUUCACGACGGGAAAAAAUGUAGGGACAAAGCGGCAGAAGUGAAAAGUUCAACGGCGUUUGGAAAGCUUAUUCCGCAAUGCAUGAAUCGAUUACGGAAACAUUCAAGGACCAUGGCACAUAGAGACACAAUGAAGGAUACUUCAAUCUACAUCGUCUGGUUUGUCUUGGUCAAUGCAGCGCUGUCGGCCGUGUCUGCCGACUUCGAAGCAAGCGAGGAAUCUUGCAACAUAACGUUGCCAUGGACAGUGUUGAGAAAGGCCUACGAGGAUGUCACAGACUCUAUUUUUGGCACUCUAAUGCAGUGCCCGCAAAACCUACACGGAUGCUCAGAUGAUCUCAUCAGCUGUAUUCCAGCCACGUACACAGCCACAUGUUCAUGCGCACCGAACUGCCGGUUAUACAGGGACUGCUGCUGGAACGUCCCUUACCGGGAGCUGGCGGAGGAUGAGCUUCCGAAUAGUUCGUGUGUUGAAGUGCAGAUAGGAUCUUCGUGGAAGAAGUUCAUCUAUAUGGUGACCGGAUGUCCACGGGCGUGGCCCGAUGACGCAGUGCGCGGCAAGUGCGAAAUGGCGGACACGUUUAACGACACAUUCUACUUCAUUCCUGCGACAAGCAUGGGGCACGUCACUUACAGGAACGGCUUUUGCGCCCUCUGCAAUGGCGAUAUUGAGAACGCAACUUUCUGGAACGCUACCAGCUCUGGGGCUGCAGACCGCGUUCGCGUAGUACUUCCAGAUGUCGUAGAAAACGAACCUUCUUUGCACUUAAGGCCCUGCAGUGAAUAUGCACCCAAUGACAAUUGUACUCAACCUGUACCCGGAUGGGCAUCUCGUAGAUGCAAGGCAUAUUACGCUCCAGUUCAGGACGCCGAAGACCCCCUCGGUCAAGUGUACCGAAACGUGUACUGUGCUAUCUGCAACGGUGCGAACAUCUCUGCGUUAACAUGCAGUCCAGCUCAGCACCUCAGCAACGUUAGUGUGAUCAGCAGGAAGACCAAUCUCCUGCCUCCGGCCGGUGGCCCACCCAACCUGGCCGCACUGUUCAAGCCCGUUGUGAGGACGGCUAGUUGUUACGUGGAACACAACAGCCACUGCUACAUCAAGAGUGCACCCACAUUCUACAGUGCGAGGAGCCGGAUGGGAGUUGAAAUUAUGCUUAACGAAACUAACGCGUCGUCACCAGAAACACCAAGGCGUGAGCUGACGGGCCACUACAAGAUACACAACUACAUUACCGUCGUAUCCAUAUCACUCUCUAUAUUCUGCCUCGUAUUGAAAAUUGUAGUGUUCUGCUUCUACAGAGAAGCACGCAGCUUCUCAUCUAAGUGCACGCUAUGUCUGUCCGUCACUCUGCUCCUCACUCAACUAUUAUUCCUGCUCACAAGCUGCCUACCUCUUCCCGGUGUGGUCUGCGCGAGUACAGCUGUUCUGAUUCAUUACGGCUUCAUCUGCACGUUCCUUUGGACGACUGUGUUGUCGUUCGACAUAUGGAGAAGCGUUACGGCCAUGAAGUUAUCAUCUAUGCGUGAGAAGACCUUGGCGGUGUACGGCAUGUUUGCUUGGGGCGUCCCUACCGUGCUCGUUCUCGCUGCCGUGGCAGUGCAAGUUCUAGCACCAUGGUCAGAAUUCUCUCCCAGCUACGGCAGCCCCACAUGCUGGAUCGGCACGUUCUGGGGCCUCGCCAUGUACUUUCUCAUUCCCAUGGCGACGCUUCUGCUGCUGUGCAUGUUCUUUUACUUCUCCUCCGUGUUCUACAUUCGCAGCACAUCUGCCGCGGCGUGUACUUCGAGCGAUGACGCGGAUCUGAGGGGCGACGGAGGAAGUAGAGUUCGACAGCAAAGAUACCAUGCGGCGCUAUUUGGUCGCCUCGCUCUCAUCAUGGGCGCCGCCUGGGCGGUCGCAUUUCUCGGGACAUUCAUGCCUUACGAGGAAAUUGACUCGGUGGUUAAUGCACUCGUGGGAUUGCAAGGGGCGUACUUAUUUUUUGCGUUCAAGGACUACCGCUACUUGUGCUCGUCAAUGUCGACAAAAUUGAAGUCAAUGCCUCUGUAUAGCAGCAGCCACAGGACUUCGAGCACGGACGUCUCGUUGAAAAAAACCCGCCUCUCCAGGUAGAUGUGGGGUAAAAACAUUUGUGCUUCGGAUCACUGCUGAUGUGCUUCUCACAGCUGUUGCACCAUGUAUACACAGCUACGUUGUUCUUGUAAACUACUUACCAGCAGCAUUAGGGAUUUCUCAUUCUUCUACUCAAUGCUUCUGUAAAUUAAACGACAUACAGUGCUUAUGUGUUGAAACAAGCUGAAUGUAAAA
Rhipicephalus microplus (southern cattle tick) is the source of this 2778-nucleotide messenger RNA. RefSeq lists its product as uncharacterized. Lineage: Eukaryota; Metazoa; Arthropoda; Arachnida; Ixodida; Ixodidae. Gene Ontology annotation, biological process: cell surface receptor signaling pathway; G protein-coupled receptor signaling pathway. Gene Ontology annotation, cellular component: membrane. Gene Ontology annotation, molecular function: G protein-coupled receptor activity. The record is from RefSeq and is a predicted model, not a curated record.